Messenger RNA from Bufo bufo (common toad), 1593 nucleotides. Its product is annotated as E3 SUMO-protein ligase ZBED1-like. Lineage: Eukaryota; Metazoa; Chordata; Amphibia; Anura; Bufonidae. The transcript has 4 exons. Bases 1 to 1593 code for a protein of 530 amino acids. The record is from RefSeq and is a predicted model, not a curated record.
AUGACUCAAUUUUCCUACCUCAAGAAGAAGCAAACCCAUUCCACUACAUCAUCCAAAAAUAAACCCACUCAGGCUACUGCCAUUAUAUCUGUGCUUGAAAGACAGCAGAAAUAUGGCAACGACUCCAAGGAAGCGCAGAGACUAAACAAAGCUGUUGCCGAGUACAUCUGCAUGGACCAAGUUCCUGUAUAUACGGUUGAGAAAACUGGAUUCAGAAACCUGGUACAGCAGUUAGACAGAAAGUAUGAUAUGCCUGGGAGAUACUACUUUAUGUAUACAGAAAUACCAACACUCUACAUGGAGAUCAGAAGAGUGGUUGAGGCGCAACUGGUUGAGGUUCCAUUCUUUGCUUGUACUACAGAUCUCUGGACAAGCAGAGCUACAGAUGCAUUUAUAGCCCUCACCAUUCACUUUAUAAUGGAAGAAUGGGAGAUGCAGUCUUGGUGUUUAGGCUGUACGGCUCUGUACACAGAUCAUACUGCUGACAGUUUGCAUGAAGCAUUUGAGGAAUCCUUAACUGAAGACUGGAAACUGGACAUAUCCAAAAUGUCUGGCAUAACAACAGAUAAUGCCUCUAACAACAUCAGAGCGUUUGAGGAAUACAGCUGGGUCCUAUGUUUUGGUCACAAUUUGCACCUGGCAUUAAACAAAGCCCUGGAUAUUGAAAGAGUGGCGGCGUGUCUCUCAAGGUUACGCAAGACCGUCUCUGCGUUCUGCCGAUCAAAUAAAAUUAGCCGAUCACUGAAAGAAAAACAAAAGGGACUUCAGAUACCCGAACACAAGCUUAUUCACGAUGAACCGACCCGGUGGAAUUCCAUUUAUGAUAUGGUGGAGAGGUUCUGUGAACAGCAACAAGCUGUCUGUGCUGUCCUGGCAGAGAACCGGAAAAAAUUGUAUCUUAUGCCAAAGGAUACUGAUGUCACCAUUCUGGAGACAGUCAGAGAUGUGCUAGCACCAAUGAGCGAUUUUACUGAUGUGUUUAGUGGAGAGAAAGAUCCAACCCUGUCUUCUGUUCUUCCUUUGACAUGGAAAAUAUAUGUAUGUGCAUCGGAGGAGGAAUCUGACAGCAUCCUUGCCAGAGAAAUGAAACAAAGGGUCAUAGAUGACAUGAAAAAGAGGCGCCAAAGCAAAAAGUUGCAACUCAUUCUCAACACUGCCACAUAUCUAGAUCCAAGAUUUAAGGACUCAUUUGUGUCUAUUCAAGAUGAAGUAAAAGAAGAGCUUCUACAGAGAGCAUCCAUUCUUCAGCUACCAGCAAGUGGAGGAGCAGAACAGAAAGAUGAAGAACAUGCAGUGGCAGUGGCACAAGUCACUAAGAAAAAGAAAAAAAAAGAUCUCAAAAGCUUGUUGGCCAACAUUAGCUUGCACAAGGCUUCUGCUUCCAACAGCAUGGAUAAAAACUGCCAGAUGGAAGAUACUCAUGCAGAAGUAGAGGCAAUCAUGCUUGGCUUAGCUUUGGCAUGUUGUGGGCCUAACCCUCCCACAGUGUCAGCUUCAUUACUAGAUCCCAAAACAGACACGGACCUGGCUGUUCUUUGGAAGUUCUGGAGUAUGUCGAGCAAAUCAAGUCCGACUAACCAGAAUUCUAGCUAA